AUGGCUGACGAACCGCGACCUCGUCUUUCCCCCAUCCAUACCCGAAAUCUGAGUACUGUCACCAUCGAAUCCGACAGCUCAGACAGUUCUCCAUGUCCAGGCGAUGAUGAGGACACCGAUUACUUUAUGGCACAUGCCAAUGAUUCACAGUCUUCCCUCGGUGCCGUUACCGCCAUUCGUGACUGCGACGACGAUGUCGACCUCGAACAAGUCCACCGUCUCUCCCCCAUCUCCAAAUUACCUCCCGAAAUCCUCAUUGCUAUCCUGGCAAAACUGACCACCACAUCUGACCUACGAAACUGUAUGAUGGUGUCGUAUCACUGGGCCUUGUACACAGUGGGCAUUCUGUGGCACCGCCCCCUAUGCAACAAGUGGACAAACCUGCUUAACGUCGUGGCAGCUUUGGGGAAGGGCGACAAGAGCUAUUUUCCAUAUCACGAGAUGGUCAAGAGACUGAACCUAUCCGCAAUUGCAGACAAGAUCAAUGACGGCACAGUCCAGCCAUUUAUGAACUGCAAGGGUGUCGAACGCCUGACCUUGACCAAUUGCUCGAAUCUGACCGAUUUCGGUGUUGCAGGAUUGGUGGAUGGCUGCAGGAAGCUCCAAGCGCUGGAUGUUACUGAUUUGGACGCCUUGACAGACCGCACGCUGCAUGUGGUGGCUCAGAAUUGCGCAAAAUUGCAGGGUCUCAACAUCACAAAUUGUUCCAAUAUCACCGACGAGUCUUUGGUCGAGAUCGCCAAGAAUUGUAGGCAACUCAAAAGACUGAAACUCAAUGGCGUGGUGCGAGCGACCGACGCCUCCAUUACGGCAGUUGCGAGGAAUUGUCGAUCUAUCCUAGAAAUUGACCUCGCUGGCUGCCAUUCCAUUACCUCGGAAUCCGUCACUGCGUUGCUAUCGAAUUUGUCCCAUCUCAGGGAGCUGCGCCUGGCUCAUUGCAGCGACAUCAAUGAUUCAGCCUUUACAAACCUAUCCCCGCGGCUUACCUUUGACGCGCUGAGGAUUUUGGAUCUGACCGCUUGUGAACAAGUCCGAGACGAUGCUAUUGCAAGGAUUAUUCCGGCCGCGCCUCGUCUGAGGAACCUGGUAUUGGCCAAGUGCAGACACAUUACAGAUCGCGCAGUUGCUUCCAUCUGCAAACUGACCAAGAAUCUGCAUUACAUCCAUCUGGGCCAUUGCGUCAACCUGACGGACAAUGCGGUCAUACAGCUGGUGAAGGCUUGCAAUCGAAUUCGAUAUAUUGACCUGGCAUGUUGCUCACGACUGACAGAUGCUAGCGUUCGCCAUUUAGCACAACUUCCCAAGCUGCGCAGAAUUGGUCUGGUCAAAUGCCAAAACUUGACGGAUGCAAGCAUUAUGGCGCUGGCCAGGGGCCCACUAUUGUUCAGUCCGGGCGGGAAGAUCGGGGUACCCUCACAAUUUGUAUCUCUCGAAAGAGUCCAUCUCAGCUACUGCGUGAAUCUGACGCUCAAGGGAAUUACAGCACUUCUUCACCAUUGCCCUCGGUUGACCCACCUGUCAUUGACCGGCGUGCAAGCAUUUCUUCGUGAAGACUUGACCCGCUUCUGCCGCGAUGCCCCGGCCGAGUUUACCCACCCCCAACGAGAUGUUUUCUGUGUCUUUUCUGGAGACGGUGUUCAGCGACUUCGGGACUACCUCUUGCGCCUUGCUAUGGACGAAGUGCAACGAGAAGGUCGUGAUGCGAUUGACGACAGUCUGCUUGAUGGAGUCGACAGUCCGGGUGCGGACACCCUGUCGGACGAUGGCACGAUUGAUGGGAACGAACACUUGAUGGAUCCUGUGCUCAAUUCCCAGCGACACGGCUUGUCCUUGGCCAUUGUACCUCGAUCGCGACCCCGACGGCGAAGUUUACAUGAGCUUCCCAGUCAUGUUGAGAUGCCACUGCUGCCAUUUGAUCAGAUUCAACCAAUGGGCCCAUGGACGCCUGGUGCAGCUUUCCCACCUGAGUCCCGCACAUCCCAAGCUUCGCCACAUGUUAAUCUCAUGCAUUCCAAUACCCUAUAUCAAUCCGAGCCAUAUGAGCGUCGAUCGCGGAGCCCUGGUUAUUCAAACGCGUUUGAUCUAGCAGCGGAGUAUGGUGAGCGUGCGAGGAGCACAUCGCGAACUCCAUCGCGGAGACACACCCUAGAGUCAACUUCGAGUCUCUACGCGCCUCCUCCUGUUCCGAUACAUGGAUUUGGAGAAAGCAGUUCUCGGCCUCUCGAACUCGGUCACUAUUCCAACGAUCCACGAGCCGGAUACUUCGGGCUAGACGACCCGAGGAGAUUUCCUGGCUGGCCAAAUCCGCAUUUGUUUGCAUCAGAACCCCCUCGAAGGCACAUUCCAGGAGCGUCUUUCAGAAACCCUGCCGAUGUGCGGCAGUCGUUUUUGCGACCUGAACCAGGUUUCAGCGCCUUUGACGCUAACCACGAAGCAAUAAUGUCCACCAUUCCAGGUAGUCGGCCUGGUAGUCGACAUCCAUCACGAUCCAACAGCCCUCACCUGUCCAGGGUGAAUAGCAGGUCGAGACUGAGCAGUCUUCUAGCACCUCCGCGGAGCUUCUCGUCGACCCCACUCAGUCAAGGAGACGAUGCGAGGCGCAGCAGUCGGGAGCGGCGAAGCCGAGAAAGGUCCCGCAUGGAGGAAGAAGCACAACGGGAAGCAAUGCUGCGGGCACUUGCAGAAGCUGAUGCUGCCGAUCAAUUGAGACCGGACCUCCCUCGGACUGAAUCGGAUCGGCAAAUUGAGCUCCCUUUGUUACCACCCGACUUAAUAGAACGGGUAGCAAGAACGCCUCUCACGCGGGCAGAACCAACACCAAACAUUCGUUUUGAAGUGGAGGACCCAGAGUCUACUGAGGAUCCAGACCAGGACGUUACAAUGACACAAUAA
Messenger RNA from Cladophialophora psammophila CBS 110553, 2892 nucleotides. Its product is annotated as F-box and leucine-rich repeat protein GRR1. The record is from RefSeq and is a predicted model, not a curated record. Gene Ontology annotation, cellular component: SCF ubiquitin ligase complex. The transcript is spliced from 2 exons. Lineage: Eukaryota; Fungi; Ascomycota; Eurotiomycetes; Chaetothyriales; Herpotrichiellaceae. Gene Ontology annotation, molecular function: protein binding. Gene Ontology annotation, biological process: SCF-dependent proteasomal ubiquitin-dependent protein catabolic process. The coding region runs from base 1 to 2892 and encodes 963 amino acids.